This is a messenger RNA of Cetraspora pellucida, 815 nucleotides long. The record is from the annotation of a GenBank genome assembly. NCBI's taxonomy places the organism in Eukaryota, Fungi, Glomeromycota, Glomeromycetes, Diversisporales, Gigasporaceae.
AUGGAUAAAGAAAAUAAGAAAAAGAUUUAUGAGCACCUUUAUAAUAAUUCUGUUACACCAACACCACAACCAAAAGAAAGAUUAUCAUCAAAAGCCACUUAUGAGCAAGAACAAGCUGAAAGACGUCAUCGUGCUAAAAAAAUCCAGUACACUCCCAAAAUUCAAAAAAUGAGUUUACCACGUAAAACUUCUUUCACGGGCAAGGCAGAAACUCCCAUUUCAUUUUCAUCCAUACACUCUUUUGGAAAAGCGCAGCGAAUUCUGCCGUUAAGCAAGACAUUGGAUAAUCAAAUCAAUAAUGAUUAUUUAAAUAUGCAGUUAGGUAUGAUGACUAUAGCCAACAACAAUGAAUCGACAUUGGCAACACUAGAAUCGCAAGUAGAUAUUACACCUAAACGCAUAAGUUCAAACCCGAUGAUAAAAACGCCUACUAAAAUACAAUGCGUUUUGACAACGAACGAAGAACCAAGUUAUCGGAACAAUGAUAGUAUUCCAACAGAAGAACAAUCAACACCAACUAGGUCACCUUUACCUGAACCACUAACUAGUCGCAGGCGUUCUAAAAUAUUUCAUAGUCCAGUGGCAAAUGUAGUUGGAAAAGCCAGGCGCGUAAGGGUACCAUCAUUGAAUCUUUCGGGAACACCUAAACGUGCUAAAGUAAUAGAAUCAAUAGAAGGUUUCAGUGAAGAAGGCAAAAUCCAAAAUGACUUGGAUUACAUCAAUUCAAAUGCAAUAAAUCUAACACCAUUAAAUCCACGCAAACGUUUAUCAAUAUUUCCUAGUCCAUCGGUUGAAGUGUCGGAAACUUCACAACA